CGCGGCCGCGCGCGGCUCGUGGCCGCGGGCGGCCUGGCGCGGCUGGCGCGGCGCGGCGCUGCGCUUGUGGGCUGGGCGUGGAGGCUCGGGUCCCGCUGCAUCUUGCUCGACUUCACGUACUUUUUCGUGUGGUCCAGGUUCCUCGCCUUCGUGUGCCUGCUCACCGCCACAAUCCUGCUCGGCGAGGAGGGCUUCUACUCCAUUUUCAACCUGCCGUCCUCGUCCAGCUGCCACUUGGCGCGCGGGGUGGGCCUGUGCGACGCGGAGGGCGUGCACAGGGCGCCGAGCAGCGGCGUGGUGCUGACGCUGAACCCGGUGGAGAGCUUGCAGCUCCACGUCGAGAAGCCCGGCAUCUGGGCCCUGCGGCUGGUGGUGGCCGCCUCAGCGGCCAACUCGCGCUACCUGCGCUGCUGGCCGCGGCUGGACCGCUGCUUCUGCGCGCUGGUGCUGGCGUGCUGCCUGCUGCACUUCCUGGGCAGCGCCGCGGACCUGCGGCACUGCGACGCGACGCGGAGUCCUCCUGGCCGGUGCGGCCUCCUGGCCCCGCGGUGGGCCGCGGGCUCGCCAGACUGGCCGGGGCCCAGCGAGGAGGCCGACCAGGUGCUGCGCUACUGCGUGGUGAGCCGCGCGCGGCGCUUCCGGCCGAGCCCGGGCGGGGGCGCGGAGGAGGACGCGGCGCCGCUCGAGGAGUGGGAGCAGCAGCGGCGCGAGGACGAGAGGAUGACGGAGUCCGUGCGCGACAUGUGGGCCGCGUGGGUCGACCGCACCGCCUUCGUGGUCAGCUUCGCUAACCGCUCGCUGCUCGUGGAGUACUGCCAGUCGCUGCUGCAGGUCCCGGAGCUGCACACGUGCCUCGCGUGGCUCAACAGUUCGUCCCACGGCAACUCCAUCCGGUGCCCGCGCGCAGACGACGGCGCCAUCCUCCUCGACCAGGAGCGGCUGCAGAUGCUCUCGGCCGCGCUGGCGGCAUCCGCCAGCGGCGGGGGGGGCGGGCGCCUGGGCCGGCUGGCGAUGCUGGACUCGGUGUUGCUGGAGGCCCAGCUGGACGGCCUCGUGCUGCGCGGCUGCGAAGCCUGGGUCAACGGCAGCACCUUCGCCCUGCGCGCCCGCUGGCCCUUCAGCGGCAUGGCCCGCCCAGAGGUCGUCGGAGAGCACCUGCUGGCGAGGAGGAGCAGGAGGAGGAGGAGGAGCAGGAGGAGCAGGCCGUCGCUCCCGGCGCGGAGGGCGCCGCGGCGGCUGGCGGCGCGGCCCGCCUGGGCGUGGCGCAGCGGGCGCAGGGGGACCUCGAGGGGCGCU
This is a messenger RNA of Prorocentrum cordatum, 1296 nucleotides long. The record is from the annotation of a GenBank genome assembly. NCBI's taxonomy places the organism in Eukaryota, Dinophyceae, Prorocentrales, Prorocentraceae.